AUGGUCCCAUCCCAUCCCACCCCUCAACCUCACCCCUGCUCCCCACUCACUAUCGCGUGCCACACUGUCACCGCGCUUUUGCAUCCUCGCAAACUCCCACAGCGCAUGUCUUCUGUGCCGAUGUUUCUCUCCACCUGCCUGGGCGAGCAAGCUCUGGCGCCGUCCUGGGUCCCCGCCAGACUGGGGUUCGCCUUGAGAGUUGGGCCGAGCGAACAACCCAUCCCCCUCGUCCCCGGAUGA
Molecule: messenger RNA, 240 nt
Organism: Colletotrichum lupini
Lineage: Eukaryota; Fungi; Ascomycota; Sordariomycetes; Glomerellales; Glomerellaceae
Exons: 2
Coding region: 1-240 (79 amino acids)
Source: RefSeq, a predicted model, not a curated record